Molecule: messenger RNA, 1411 nt
Organism: Trichomycterus rosablanca
Lineage: Eukaryota; Metazoa; Chordata; Actinopteri; Siluriformes; Trichomycteridae
Gene: arfrp1
Product: ADP-ribosylation factor related protein 1
Exons: 7
Coding region: 321-926 (201 amino acids)
Biological process (GO): intracellular protein transport; Golgi to plasma membrane protein transport; protein localization to Golgi apparatus
Cellular component (GO): Golgi apparatus
Molecular function (GO): GTPase activity; GTP binding
Source: RefSeq, a predicted model, not a curated record
GCACCAGUAGGUGGCAAACUAUACACUUCCCCUCAAACUACAAUUCCCACAAUGCACCACAACGAAACGUUGGCAUACAUGGAGGAAGUGUUUACAACUGGACCAAGUAAAAUGGAGCUUUAUAGCUCCCUAGUUUUUAAGAAGAAUUAGCUUCGUACUACCAAUAUCUAUAUAAUGUACAGUCCAUUUAUAUGUUUUGUAUGUACUCAGAGUUUAAGCUAGUAACGAAUCCGUGCUAGCGUUGAGCUAGCAUCAAGUGCUAACCUUCAUCAACUUGAUGUGUAAGCUGGUGAAAACCAGCCAGGUUUUUGUGUUUCAAGAUGUACACUCUGUUAUCGGGUCUUUACAAAUAUAUGUUCCAAAAAGACGAAUAUUGCAUUUUGAUUCUUGGACUCGAUAAUGCUGGUAAAACGACAUUUCUGGAGCAAACAAAAACAAAAUUCAGCAAGAACUACAAAGGAAUGAGCCUUUCCAAAAUUACAACCACAGUUGGGUUAAACAUUGGCACCAUAGAUGUUGGUAAACCACGACUGAUGUUUUGGGAUCUUGGAGGACAAGAAGAACUGCAGUCAUUAUGGGACAAAUACUAUGCAGAAUCUCAUGGAGUCAUCUAUGUUAUUGACUCAACUGAUGAAGAGCGGUUGACUGAGUCAAAGAAUGCAUUUGAGAAAAUGAUCUGUAGUGAAGCUCUUGAUGGUGUUCCUCUUCUUGUGCUUGCUAAUAAACAAGAUGUAGAGAAUUGUCUGUCUGUACCUGACAUAAAGACAGCAUUUAGUGACUGUGCACCUAAAAUUGGAAAACGAGACUGCCUGGUCCAGCCCUGUACUGCUCUAACUGGUCAGGGAGUGAACGAAGGAAUUGAGUGGAUGGUAAAGUGCGUGGUUCGGAACAUUCAUCGCCCCCCUCGACAAAAAGACAUUACAUAAAGCCACAUUUACUGUAUAUAAUUGUGUGAGUAUGUGUUUGUGUAUAGAUGUGUGAACAAUUUGUUCAAAGUACAUACUAGGUUUGGCUAAUCUUGUUGAAAUACUUGCACAACAGUGUUGUUUCCUCAUCCCAAAACAGCUGUCAUGUAAGACAGGUAUGAGUGUAAAGAAGCAGUUGCUUAUUACUGGCAUAAUGUAGUUUGUAACUACACAUAAAAAAAAAAGAGUUUUUUUGUGUGUAAGUUUGCAGUGUAAGUUAUACUGUCUGCAGAAGUUUAUAUCUGGGUCAGCUUGAAUUGGCUGAGGUGUGACCUGUGUGACCUCUGUAUUUAACACACUUCUUUAGAUAUUAAUUCUUUUAAAAAGCGUCUACAGCUAUUUGCUUAGCAGCACAACUUUAUACCAUUUAAAAUUAUUUUUCAACCUUAUCACAUCAGAAUUGUAAUGGUUUACAGGUUUUUUUUUAUAAUAAACACUGAAACUGA